UACUGCCAGAGGGACAGUCUGGAAGUCGCUUGUCAAGUUUCACCCUGACCUUGAGCAUCAGCAUUUUUCAUUCAUAUUAAGCUCUUCAUUUUUAUUUUAUGAUUAGAUUGAGCAUUGUUUUUGUCAUGCACUUGUUUCUAUACUGAUUAAUUGAAUAGAGAAAUCGUUCUGUUAUUUAGUUUAUUUUCAUGGGGUAAACUUCGCUCAUGGCCACAGUGUGACAGCGCGUUUUUUCGUGAGAACUGUAUGCGUAAUUGGAGAGGUUCGAGUCGCAGGUUGUAUACCAUUCAAAUCUUUUUUAUUUUGGACGACAGUUCAGCAAAAUUGUUUUCCAAGGAUGCGCGGCCUGACUCGGAAUAGAUUCUGGUGUGUCUUCGCGCUGCUUGUCGCUGCACUGAGGAUGGGAGCGUCGGAGAGAGCGGAGCGCUCCAAGGCAAACUCCAUCAGAGCGGCUCUGUUGGGAGAACCCACACCAGCCACAAACCACUCAGCUACUCUAGAAAUCGGGAUCACCAAGAAAGGCAAAAUACUUGCGCAGGUGUAUCCAUGCAGUAACGAUAAGGAGUGCACCGUGGGUUGCUACUGCCACAGUCCCCAGCACGCCCCAUCCCGCUGUCUGACCUGUAGGCGGAGGAAGAAGCGCUGCCACAGAGAUGCCAUGUGUUGCCCAGGAAACCGAUGUAGCAACUAUACUUGCGUCCCCAUCUCGGAGAGCGUCCUCUCGCCUCACAUCUCGGCCUUGGAUGACCACAACAAGUUUUCCACCAAGGGCAGCACCAGCUGGAAGAAGAGCGGGAAAACAACAGAGGCCAAACACUCUCUCAAAGGACACGAGGGCGACCCGUGCCUGCGUUCCUCGGACUGCUCUGAAGACCACUGCUGUGCCCGCCACUUCUGGACAAAGAUCUGCAAGCCGGUGCUGAGGCAGGGCGAGGUGUGCACCAAGCAGCGGAAGAAGGGCUCCCACGGCCUGGAGAUCUUCCAGCGCUGCGACUGCGCUAAGGGCCUCUCCUGCAAGGUCUGGAAGGAUGCCACCUCCUCGUCCAAGUCCCGCCUCCACAUGUGCCAGAGGAUCUGAGGGGCUGAGGGAUGAGGCGGGGCUUUCUGCCGAGGCCUUCCUCUUACUCCGCCUGCCUUCCGGAAGGGGAACCAAGGAGACGACGCGGGAUGGAUGGGACUGAGUGGGAAAGUGACUGGAAAAGAGACACUGAGAGUGACAUGGGAUGAUGCUAAAGUCGAUAGCCAGUAAACCAAAGCAAGGAAGAAAGUCUGGUCUGAAAUCGUUUGGUACUGUUCCACUUAAUGCUCGUCCUGUUUGGUUGUGUUUCCGACUCGGAACGUUCCGAGAGCAUUCUGAGAGUGUUGCAUUCAUCGUCAAGUUGUUUCAGAGAGUUCUCAAGAACUUGAUGUAAAAUAACUUCUCUGCGUUGAAGACUCUUAACAAAGAUUGUUGUGGUAUCUAUAAAUUAUCCUUAAAAUGUUGAGUAUGUUUAUCACCCAGUGAAAUGAUAAGCCAUACAUAUCUCUAUUCCAUUAACAAAGGGAAUAGGCACAUUCUCCUUCCGCCAUUGCUUUUAAUUCAGUUCUGUUGUGAAGCACUUGCAUCUAUCAUAGAGUAAUUGGAAAUACAUGCUUCAUAUUUACAUGAGACAGUUUGAAAUAUGCAGAUCAUGACACAAGACAAAUAACCAGAAGAAAAAUGUUCCUGUCUGGUUUUUCUGAUAUCGUUCUUUAGAGAAGCAGUACAGAAGUGAUGGGUUCUACCGUUUGUUUACUAGUUCUGUAGGUUGGUUUUUGGCACAUAUUUCACAUUUUAUUUUUACACUAAGGGAAUGACAGAACCCCAGAUAAAGCACUAUAAAUAUGUAAUCUCACUAUUUUGUAUUUGUAGUGUUUGCUCCGUAGUGAUUGUGUUUGUAGCAUUUUCUCUGUCGUGUAAACAAAGUGGGAAUCUGUAGACGAAUCACAUGAAUGUAUUCAUAGUCACCAUAGUUAUACCUAUCCUGUAUUACUUUAAUGUGAUACAAAAAUCUCUCUUUGACCAAAGAGUGUAAAACCAAACUGAACCUUGAGUAGUGCCAAAUCAUAUUGAUUUGGGCCAUAACCUGUUCAUUCAAUCAUUACCAGGCUUGUAUAGAGAAAUGAGUUUGAAUGUUUCAGAUCUGUUCUUGUAGAAUUGUGUGUAGCGAUAUAAAGGUAGUUAGUGCCUGGCCUGGAAUCCAAACAUGUGUAGUUGUAUAUAUUUGGAUGGAACGCACACAGCACGUCCUUAAAACGUAGGGGACGUCUUAAUUACUUGUUUUGCAGUGAAGGCUAGAUUCUAGAACCCAUGUUGGAUUCCAAACGUAUUCAGUUUGAUCUGUUCAACCACAGUACCUAAGGGGCAGUGGUAAGAACUGAUAAUGGACAGCUAAAUACUUCUGGUCCCAAAAUCACAUCCACAUGACAUGAGCUGGGGUCACAACCAGCAAUCCAGCAAUUUAAUGAGGACAUAUUUAACACAUGGUUCGUUUUAUGUAUGUUAUCCAGUAACUGCUUAACAUUUCUGAAAAUAUUACCAUAAUUUAGAAUAUGGUUGAUAACCGUUGCCCUCUUCCCUACAUGUAUUUAAUAGA
Molecule: messenger RNA, 2615 nt
Organism: Esox lucius (northern pike)
Lineage: Eukaryota; Metazoa; Chordata; Actinopteri; Esociformes; Esocidae
Gene: dkk2
Product: dickkopf WNT signaling pathway inhibitor 2
Exons: 4
Coding region: 338-1078 (246 amino acids)
Biological process (GO): multicellular organism development; negative regulation of canonical Wnt signaling pathway
Cellular component (GO): extracellular region
Molecular function (GO): co-receptor binding; receptor antagonist activity
Source: RefSeq, a predicted model, not a curated record